UCAGUCCACUUCUCUUGCUUCCUCUUCUCUUUCCACGAUCUUCUCAUUCAAUCUCCUAAACACUUGAUAUGGGUUUUGUUCUCUACCUAUCCCUUUACAAAACCCAUCUCUUCUUUCUCUCCUUCAAUCUUCCUUUCUCUCUCUAGAACAGCUUCUCUCUCUCACUCUUCCACCCUCCGCUUCCACCUUUAAUUAGCUCAAUCUCAAAAUUCAAGAUAUGGGUUUUCUUCCCCGUCUACUCCUUUUCAAAACCCAUCUCUUUUCUCUUGCUAUCUCUCAUUCUUUCUCUCUCUAGAGCAAUUCUUCUUUCUCUCCUAAGGCAUGUAUCUAUCGGAGAAGCCGCGGCCCAUUGAUUUCUACAAGGAGGAAGGGGGAAGAGAGAUGAUGAUGGAAGUGGUCAGCAAUGGCGGCUUACCGCCUCAACAACAGCAACAGCAGAUGAUUCUCGCUGAAAGCAGUGGGGAAGAUCACGAGGUGAAGGCACCGAAGAAGCGUGCAGAGACCUGGGUCCAAGAAGAGACUCGGAGCCUCAUCAACUUGCGGAGAGAGGUGGACAAUCUCUUCAACACUUCGAAGUCAAACAAGCAUCUAUGGGAGCAGAUUUCGACAAAGAUGAGGGAAAAGGGGUUCGACCGGUCGCCGACAAUGUGCACGGAUAAGUGGCGGAAUCUGCUGAAGGAAUUCAAGAAGGCAAAGCAACAAGAUAGAGGAAGUGGAUCAGCGAAGAUGUCGUACUACAAGGAGCUUGAGGAUUUGCUCCGUGAGAGGAGUAAGAACGCACCAUACAAGAGCCCCACGCCAUCGUCGAAGGUUGAUUCAUACAUGCAAUUCUCGGAUAAAGGUCUUGAGGAUGCCGGCAUUCCAUUUGGAUCUGUAGAAGCUAGUGGUAGGUCAACACUUAAUCUGGAGCGGCGUUUGGAUCAUGACGGACAUCCUCUUGCUAUCACAGCAGCUGAUGCAGUUGCUGCCAAUGGAGUUCCCCCAUGGAACUGGAGAGACACCCCUGCAAACGGUGGGGAUAAUCACUCAUAUGGUGGAAGGGUUAUUUUAGUAAAGUGGGGGGAGUACACCAGAAGGAUUGGUAUUGAUGGCACUGCGGAUGCUAUCAAGGAGGCAAUAAAAUCUGCUUUUGGAUUGAGAACAAAAAGGGCUUUUUGGCUGGAGGAUGAAGAUGAGGUGGUUCGCAGCCUUGACAGGGACAUGCCACUUGGGACAUAUACUCUUCAUCUUGAUGAAGGACUGAUGAUAAAAAUAUGCCUCUAUGAUGAAUCCGUCCGCACCGAAGAGAAGACACUGUACACUGAAGAUGAUUUCCGCGACUUCCUCACUCGCCGUGGUUGGACCGGUCUAAGAGAGUUGAGCGGCUUUAGAAGCAUCGACACUCUGGAUGAUCUUCGUCCUGGGGCCAUGUAUCAAGGUGUAAGGUUGAUGGGUGACUAGACAUCUCACAGUAGACAAAGGGUGAUUAAAGCAUCAAAUGAUUUCAUAUCAUUUUUGGGAUCCCAAAGGUAAGCUCAUGCCAUUUGCACAUGGCAUUGUACAGUCUUUUCUUACUAAGCAUAGCUUGUUAGUAAUAUUUCACCAAAUGAUUUUUUUCUGGUGAAAUGUGCUUUCUCGCUAGUGUUUUAUAGUUAAAAAUGUCACAUUCCCAAAUUGUGUAUAAUGUGCAGUGACGUAUCACUUGGAUUAAAGGGACAGACUCAUGUCAUGUAAUUGAAGAUGUUGAUCCGAGACCUUUUUCAUGGUUUGUAAAUAACUUACAUUUACAUCAUUCUAUGCUCUUUAUAGGUGGAGUCGGUAGUUCUAUCCA
Molecule: messenger RNA, 1810 nt
Organism: Magnolia sinica
Lineage: Eukaryota; Viridiplantae; Streptophyta; Magnoliopsida; Magnoliales; Magnoliaceae
Product: trihelix transcription factor GT-1-like
Exons: 5
Coding region: 322-1440 (372 amino acids)
Source: RefSeq, a predicted model, not a curated record